Molecule: messenger RNA, 1626 nt
Organism: Dibothriocephalus latus
Lineage: Eukaryota; Metazoa; Platyhelminthes; Cestoda; Diphyllobothriidea; Diphyllobothriidae
Source: the annotation of a GenBank genome assembly
AUGGUUCGACCAUCAGUGUCGAUAAGCGAUGAGGUCCUGCCUAUCCCAGCUGAGGAGAUACCAGCGGCUUACUGGGAAGCAGAUGCUCGCAUGAACUUUGAAGAAUCUGAAAAAAUUAUGUCGGACAAGGCAAAGGACGCAAGGAAAGCUAAGAACGUGAUAUUGUUUCUUGGCGACGGAAUGGGCUUGCCCUCCAUUGCUGCUGGUCGUUUCUACGCUAACAAGAAACUUGACGGAAAACCGAGUAAAUUCUCGUUUGAGAACUGGGACUAUAACACUGUCGCCCGAACCUAUGACCUGGAGACUAUGGUUAUGCUUUGCGUGAAAAAAAAUUUAUCAACCCCCCCAUCCCCCAAAUGUAAUGGCCUCCUUCAUUAUUUAACACUUGCAGGCACAAAGACUCGCACUGGCAUGUUAGGCGUGAGUGGUGCGAUCAAGGUAAAGGAGUGUGUUGCAUACAAUGACACCGUGAAAACCAUUUCCAUCUUGAAAGCUGCAGCAAAGGCCGGCAAGGCAACUGGCAUUUUGACGACUGCUCGCGUAACUCACGCCUCCCCUGCCGGAGCGUUUGGACACUCUGCCUUCCGCGACUGGGAGUCCGAUAAGGACGUACAAAAGGAUUGUCAAACGGAUUGUAGCUGCGUGGAUUUGGCUCAGCAACUGGCUCUCGAAAAUUUGGACGUCAACGUCAUUCUGGGCGGUGGUCGGGCAAAAUUCUUGCCAAACACUACAAAGCUGGCAACGGAUGAAAACGAACGGCUGGAUGGGAAGGAUCUUACCGAUAUGUGGUUAAAGGCCCAACUAGCCAAAGGCAGAAAAGCAGCGUAUGCCGGCACUAUAGAGGCAUACAAAGCGGUUGACACAUCUAAGGUUGACUACUUCAUGGGUCUACUGUACCCAUCACACCUGCCCUAUGUACUGCAUAGGACGCCAGGUGAACCCACACUGCCAGAACUCACAGAGAAAGCGAUUCAAAUACUUCAGCAUAAUCCCAAUGGUUUCUUCCUCUUCGUCGAGGGCGGUCGCAUUGAUCAUGGUCACCAUGAUAACAAAGCUAAACAUGCCCUCACUGAACUUGUGGAAAUGAGUGAAGCAGUAGAUAAAGCUGUAUCAAUGGUGAACAUGGAGGAGACGCUGAUCAUUGUGACCGCGGAUCAUUCACACUCCUUUGAAAUUGUAGGACGGCCGGCUCGAUUUGACAGUCUUUUAGUGAAAGACAAACAUUAUGGCCCCAAUGCGCUAGACAAGAAGGGUCUGCUCCCACUUAUGUACAUCAAUGGUCCGGGUGCACCGGUGAACGAAACACGGAAAGAUGUGAAUAAAAUGACAGACGAGGAGACGAGCGGUAACGACUUCCUGCAACAAGCUCUGGUCCCUAUAAGAUGGUCCACUCAUGGUGGGGACGAUGUGCCUGUCUACGCCACUGGACCCUUCAGCUGGAUGUUCCACCGCACCGUUGACAACACCUUCAUCGCCCAGACAAUGAAGUAUGCUAUGUGCGUGGAGCCCUACACUGCGGAGGAACACUGCAGCCGCAGUACUUCAGACACAGAUGGUACUGCAACCGUCCACAAGCCCUUCUUUGGCGCUAUCCUGGCGUUCUUAGUGCUCCUCUUCAGACCGUAG